Pocillopora meandrina is the source of this 19412-nucleotide messenger RNA. NCBI's taxonomy places the organism in Eukaryota, Metazoa, Cnidaria, Anthozoa, Scleractinia, Pocilloporidae. The record is from the annotation of a GenBank genome assembly.
UUCUCACAUGACAAAGAAGUCUGCUUAGGUUGCGAUUCUCAGAGCCGAUCUUUGUACCAGGAAAAGAGUAAGAAAGAGGUAUUCCCCCUCAAUUAAUAUUAUAGAACUGCAGAAAACCUCGUUUGCUGCCAAAGACUGGUAGACAGUCAACAUUUGAUUGUUUUAAUGCUCUCGUAUAUUUCAGUAAUAGUAAUUAAUAUUUUUUCCUUCGCUGAUCAGAAGUAAGGAACUCCAUGAUCUUCUAGACUCAACCACCCUCCAAGCCAGUCAUCAAAGGCGGUAUGUAGGGCUGUUCGGCUCGCUUUAGCUUAUUUGUAUAUCCUUUCCUCGUGACCAGCGAAAUGUAGGACCUUCAGUUUCAAGAGUGGUUUGUUUUGAUGUAGACGCGCGUGUCAUUUCGUUUAGGCGACGGUCACAGUAGCUGACGAGAAAAUAGAGGAUUGUAAAUUUUUCUUUGUUCUAAUUUUGUUUAUUAAGAUGCUGAAUUGUUUAAGGGAUCGAAGGGACGGGAGCUUUGAAUGACCCGCAGGUAGACAAAAUGAUAUUUGCUUUUGCCUCCUGGUAGAGAAAGUCAGCUACCACUGUACAGUGUGUAAUACCCACUUGUAAGAGGAAGUGAAAGCUUUAUUUGCACAUAUUGAACGCAAUGAAAUUAACAUUUUACUCUUUAAUCAAGAUCAAGAAAAUUAACUACACUCCUUUCUAUUAUUCAGUUUAUUUAUACGUUCAUGUACGUGUGGGAAUUUCUCUUGUCUCAAAAUAACUGCAGAACAAAUUAUUUAAUGGAUUUUUUUACCUGAACGCCCUUCCUUCCCUAGAAAAAUUGAUUGCCCUACUUGGACAAGAUGAAGAGAAAUAGCAACACUACUUUCAGGCAUUACAUUCAUUUUAUGUCUGUGUGAUUGUUUUGUUUUUCAAAUCACUACACAACAUUAUUUAAUGUAUAUUUUGACCCACACAUUCUUCUUUUCACCCAUUAACUCCCAAGAUCUGGUUGCUAAUCCUCCCUUCCAACUGCUACGCAUUUCCCUCUAAAUAAGCUACAAGAAUUUGGCGUAAGAUCCAGAUAACAACUUCUACCUGAUAAGUUUCAGUAUUCUCAUACAUGUUCAAAUGGUGGAUAAUGUUUGGAUAUUAUAAGGAAAGGUUACAUGUUAAUCCCUUUUGGGAGUUAAAGGGUAAAAACUCCUAAAUCUGCAUACAGCUGCCUAUUCAUGCUAAAAAAUAAUCUUUCUCAGGUCUUUGUUCCUCUAUCACAUUCUAUGCUUAGUUUCUGUCUCAGUCUACUCUUAAUAUACAAACAUGUAAGACUGCUAUGUAUAGAAGCAACUUUUGAAUCUUUAAAUUUUAAAUGUCUGCCAUAUGCAAAGACAGCUGAGCUUUUAGCUGCAAAGCACUGUGAACUCUAGAAAGUAUAACUAUAUUGUAACUCAUUAAGCCGAGAAAAAGUGAUAUCUAUACCCCAGUAAUAUGUCAGGCACUACAAGCAGGGUGCAGGGUGAUAAUAAUGGCUAACUAGAUGUGCAACUUUAGGAGGAAUGGAAUACAUUGAAACACAGUUAACAUUGUCAAAAUGGAUUGUAGCUAUAAAAUUUGGCUGGAUCUACAAAGUAAACCUUUACACCCUAACAUCAGUAUCUAUGUUCUCUAUACCCUUCUUGAUACAUUUCCUUUCGUACUGACAGGAGAAUUUGGGUAAUAAUCAAAGCUUUUAUGGUUGAAAAUCAUUUUCUUUUUUUUUUGUGAUCUUGAUGAAUGAUUUAGCAAUAUUACUAUUAAGAGAAAUUACAUUCUGGUUUACAGGGUUAAGGCACUUAAAGUCUGCUGUUUAUAUUGCAGAAAUGGUGCCAUUGCUGAUCUGACUCUUCAACAUGUCACUAGAAGCAAGUGCUGAAGAUGUGAAUUCUCCACUUAUCUCAGGUGACAACAGAAGCCCUUCAGCUCCCACAGAGUACAGGGCUAAUGCUCCAGUUAGUAAUUGUCGACUGGGGCGUCGCCAAAAGAUCCUCGUCACCAGCUGCAUUCUUCUCACAGAGUUAUGUGAACGUUUGACCUUCUAUGGAUUGACGGCUAACUUGCUGUUAUUUGCUAGCAAUGAAUUAAAUCUUAAAUCACCCUGGCCAUCCACUAUUAGUUAUUUGUUUCAAGGUUAGUAGGAAUUCUUAUGCAUAUCUGAAUGUAGUGUCAAAAUAAAAUUAAUUGCUGGUAAAAGUGUAUGUUCAUAAAAGAAAGAAUGGUUUAGUUGAUGUGUGAUAUGUACUCCAUGAACUGGUAAUAGUAUAAACUGUAAUCAAUCUCUAGUACCAUUGGUUACUUUGUGAUUAUAUCUGGGCUUAGUUUUAAGAGUCCACCUGCAUUGAUAAGUUAGCAGUACUCACCACUCAGUAUGGCAGAGGUGCUGAGAGGUUUAAAGUGUUGGGAGCUACUUGUCUAAGCUACAUGUGCACCUAAAUUUUCCAAAACAAUUUUUAAUCAGCUCUUCAAAUGAAAAAAUUCCCACCCCCCUUCCUCCCCAUGUUUCACUGCCUAUGUAUAGGCUGGUCAACCCUUUUUUAUUGGAAGAGUUACCAAGUGAGAACUUACAUGUAUGCUACUUGUAAUGUGACUAUGCUGUCACUGAUUGAUGAUUCAAUCCAUGUGAAACUUCAACACCCCCCCCCCCUCGGGCUACCCAGGCAUUUGAAAUUUGAACUUCUUAAGAUUGGCAUGUCCAAACUCAAAACUGUGUUCAAAUGCCCCUCCUAAUUUUUUUGUUAAAGGCAAAAUCAGCAACCAUGAUUUUCUAGACAUUGACCAAGAUUUAAAACCUUCACUUUUCCAGCUCAAAUUACCCACCCCAGCCAGGCAGGGUUCAAAUUCCCCACCUCUGAACACACAUGCAGAUGACAGUCAAAAACCGGUGGGUUGCCUGAGGGGGGGGGGAUGUUGAAACUUUGAAUUGAUUGGCUGAUUACAAAGAUUAUAGGAAGAAUGACAAAUAUCAUUUGGAGAUAUUUGAUUAUAUACCAUCACCUCAAAAGCUUAAAUUGUAUAAUACAUUCAGCGGACAGUGGUAAGAUCUUUGGAGUGAGUGCUGAGCCACAAUUAUCUCCUACAAAAAUAUUUAGUUUUGCCUGAAAUUUGAUGGACAUGUUUUGUAAUGGCUAUCUUUAUUAAACAUUAUUUUGGCAUGCAAAUGCUAUUUAAAUCAUAAUUUGUAUAACAAGGUAACUAGUUAAAAUUCCAUUCUGACCACUUUAUCAAAGUUAUUUUGUGAUCAGAUGUUCUCCAUGUGUAUCAUGUCAUAAAUGUUAUUGAGGAAACUCUCAUGAGUGUUAUGAGUGUUUUGUGACAAUUUAUUAUUUAAUUUACAGCAACCAAACCUAAUUUAAUAAAAUCAAAAGCAAGUUUCUGGGAAUGGUUAGUUUCCAUGAAUAAACCAUGAACAGAAGAAACAUUUUUUUCGAUUGUAUUGAGGAGAAAAUUCUUCUUCUUUAUAACAGGGAUAUAAUUUUAGUCUUGAUGUUUUCCCACUCUCUAGGAACAUGUUACCUUGUACCUUUGUUAGGAGGAUGGUUGGCAGACACCUACUUGGGUAGAUUCAACACCAUUUAUGGAAGUUCGUUAUUGUAUGUUGUGGGAACUUUACUUUUAGCUGUUGUUUCCCUGAAAAAUGACAUGCUCAAAGAACUGGGCAAAAAUGCGGCUCAUGAUAGAACAGCAAGAUUGGUGUAUUUUGUGUUGGCUCUGGUAAUGAUAGCAUUUGGGACAGGGGGAAUCAAAGCUAAUGUGUCACCUUUUGGGGCAGAUCAGGUUCAACAGGAUGGUCCCAGAGCUAUCCAGGCUUUCUUUAACUGGUUUUACUGGUUUAUCAAUAUUGGAUCAUUGAUAGCUUUUACUGUUGUUGUGUGGAUUCAGCAGAAUAAAUUUUUCUAUGGCUAUGCUAUCACUGCAGGGACCAUGUUCCUUGCGGUUCUCGCAUUUCUUGCGGGUCGCAACAAGUACUUAACAAAGCCACCUGGAGGUAGCCAGCUGACUGAAAUUACAAAAAUAUUGUGUGAGGCAAGGCGAAAUCGCAAACAGAACACUGGUGGUUGGCUUGAUGGAGCAAAGAGCACUUUUGGAGGAAAAUUUACACGUGCUCAGGUUGAAGAUGUCAAGUCACUCCUGAGAGUCAUUGCAGUGUUCUUUCUCUUUAUUCUUUACUGGACAAUUUAUUUUCAGGUUAGUUUUGGUGUAAGGUUUCUUUUAAUUCCAUGUAGGUUGGGUGUGGCAAGGAUUUAUUGCCUCUCCCAGGUACACACCAAAAACAUCAUUGAAGAAUUCUUAGCCAUUCAGUACCUGCUUUCUUGUCCUGUCCCUGCCCUUCCUUAUAUCGAAUUGCUUUAUGAAGCUCUCCUAACCUUUUAACUGCCAAAAGUGAUCAACAUGUGCUUGACGAAGACUAGCAGUAUAGUGGUCAAAAGGUCCCUCAUCAAUACACAAUUGAUUAGCUUGUAUCUUACAUUGUCUUACAAACAAUUGAAAGUUGAUUUAAUAUAUACUUAACUACAAAGAACCUCAACAUUUUCUAUAGCAGUUUAACAGUUGAAUGACUCUCUCAAUUGGACAGUUGCAAUCAUUGUAUAGACAAAUUUUGAAGAUGCUAGUAAUAUUGCCUUAUCCACACUUAUCCUUAUUUUACUUGAACUUUUUUAGUUUCAAUUUAAAUACACACAUAUAUAUUUUGUUGCCUUUCCCAGAUGCAGACCACUUUCCUUAUCCAAGCUACCUUCAUGAAACUGAAAUUCCCGCACUUUACUGUACCAGCAGCUUCUUUGUCCAUUUUUGAUACUGUUGCAGUUCUUGCAUUUAUUCCUCUUGUGGAUAACAUUUUGUAUCCUUUUGUGCGUUACCUUGGCUUUAACUUCACUCCUCUGCGACGUAUUGGCGUGGGUAUGUUGCUGGCAGCAGCUUCUGUGGCAGUAGCAGGAGUGAUUGAAAUCGAACGAAGAAAGAAAUGGGUGGAUGAUGGCCCUUGUCCGCAAAACGUUUUGGGCGAUAAACACAAUGCUUCAUGUUUAAGUGUAUUUUGGCAAGUCCCCCAGUUUGCAUUGAUUGGUGCCAGUGAAGUUUUUACAAGUAUUGCAGGUAUGCAGAAGUCACACAGGGAAGCAAACAGUCUUUCAAAAGUUUUUAAAGAAUUUCUUUUAAUCAAAGUUGUACUAAACCCCUCAAUUCCUAAGAUGUGAUAAGAAAUAUUUCUCUCCCUGACCAGUAAGAGAUCUUCCUUUAAAUUAAUUUGGAGCAUAUUGCUGGCAUUUGAUCUAAAUUGCGACUGAAUGUAAUUAUUAUGUCCCUGUUAAACCAUGGUAGUAACCUAUUGGGAUCCUAAAUUUUCAAGCUUUUCACCCAAUACAUUGAAACUCUACCCUUAAAAGUUGAUUUAAGUCAGGAGACCAUUUUGCUAUUUUACAGAUCGUGAAGUACAUAAUGAACAUUUUGUUCAGGAGAUAGCUCUGAAAAGUCAAAAUCCAGUUUUGAUGGCCCAUUUCAUCUCUCAAAAUUGAUGAUGUCUGCAAACACAUAUCUGAGCAUGCUUUAAUUCACAGUAACCCACCAAUCAAAUCAAAGCUUCAACAUCCCUCCCUACCCCACAAGCAUAUGAUGGUCGUCCAUAUCAAGGGGAGAGGGUGAAAUUUGAACCUUGUUGUCUGGCUAGGGUGAGAAAUCUAAACCACAAGUUUCAAUUCUUUCUAGCAGAAAAAAAGUGUCAUACAUUUGUAUCUUUGAAGAGGUAGGAGGUAAAUAGGUCGGUUUCCUAAGAGAAUGACUUAGAAGAAAAGGUCUACAAUGUCUAGGUUUUAAUCCUCGGGUAAUUUUUAGAAAAAAGUUCCCAGGCAUUCCCAACAAAUUGGGUGUGGCAUUUGAACACAAUUUUUGCCAGGUGGGUAGGAAUUUGAGGGAAUUACGGCCACUUCGUUCCAUGACCACUUCGUUCCAAACCACUUCGUUCCAUCCUUCGGUCACUUCGUUCCACCAAGUAGUCACUUCGUUCCAAAGAAUAGUCACUUCGUUCCAAGUGUAAACUAAGCGUGUAAACUACCAAUCUAAGAUUUUUUAGAGAAUUCGAAGUAAAUGAAUGUUAAGUUUGCUUUGCAUUUGCAUAACGAACGAGUAACUCCGCCAUCUUGAAUUGUUAUAGAACUCAGUCUUUCGCGCUUUCGCAUUUUCAUUGUUUAUGUAAAUAAUUGUUAUUAAUUAUCUACUUUACGUAGGUUUCUCCUGUUGGUCAUUGCUUUCAUUUAUAUAGUGGCUCCUAAAGGAGCCGUUUUUUUUUUGUUUGGUAUACUUUAUUAACUUAUUUUUACAAUUCUACUGGUCCAUUAAGAUAAGAGCAGGCCUUCAGAAGUCGUCUGGCUGACCUUUCCCCGGCCUCGUACUGGUCCCACAGCUCAAAUAUUCUCUGCUGUAGCACCCUAUACUUUCGUCACUGGAUUCGUCGCAGCUUCCUCUCUGAUACCAGGCGGAUCUGGAUCGCUGUCAGUUUCACUUCCCUGUAAAGAAUAGUAAAGUAAAAGCAGUAAAAAAGUAAAGCGAUGUUGAAAUAAUGAAAUCAAGGUUUACUUUGGUCUGGUUGCUAUGAUCAACGUGUAUACGUAUAGUUGUUUCUACUAUUGGAACGAAGUGACUACUUGGUGGAACGAAGUGACCAAAGGAUGGAACGAAGUGGUUUGGAACGAAGUGGCCAUGGAACGAAGUGACUGGAUACCAUUUGAGGAAACCAAUCUUUUAAAGUUUAAUUCUGGGGUGGGGGAGGAGGGUGUUGAAGCUUCAAAUCGAUCAAUGCAUAACACCCAAGCCAACUCACAACCAUCACCUCACAAACUGGCAUAAACCUUUUUCUUCAUAAAGUAUUAUAAUAUUAAUGAUAAGUGUGGUUGACUGCAAUUGUACUUGUUGAUUGCUUGUAAGAAGAGUGUGUUAAAUGAUCCUUAAAUCAGCCCACAUUCAACACAGUCUGAGUUAAUUGCUUUUUCCCUACUGCACUUUAACCCUUUUAUUCCUCCCCUCUAGCUGCUUAACAUUUCCUUGUUAAAGAAUUCUAAGAAUUUGGUGUUAGAUCUAAAUAACAACUUUUACUAGUCAUCAAUAAGUUUGAGUAUGCUCAUUUCCUGUUAGCUGCAAAAUGUUUAGAUAUCUCAAGGAGAAGUUGAAUGUUAAUCAUUUCUGGGAGGUAACCCUUUAACUACCACAAGUGACCAAGACAGACUUUCUCCUUACAAAAUCAAUACAAUAUCAACCAAAUAAGUAAUGAGAAUAAAGGAAAAUAUCAAUUUGGAGAUAAUUAGUUGAUUCAAUACUAAAUUCUCUGAACUAACGUUAUAAGAAUCAUAUGGUUGACAGUAAGGAGAGUUACAAAUUUGAUAUUGGAGUUAAAGGGUUCAUUAAAAGGGUUAAGCAAUAAGGUUUGGAUCAUUAUUAAUAAGGGAGGGAUCCCCUAAUCCAGGGUUUGGCUUAUUACAUGUUAGUUAACUGAAUCUCCCAAAGUAUCAUUUUAAUCCUUGGAUAAGUACCUCCCCCCUUUGAAAAAAACUUUUCUCUGAUAUAAGUUUAGAUAAAUUGAGCUGAACCUCUCAUUGGAUUUGUGUUGUGACUAUUUCUUGUCAAUUUUUCUGUACAGGACUUGAGUUUGCAUAUUCACAGGCUCCCAGGUGUCUUCAAGGGGUUGUGAUGGGGGCUUUCCUUGUUACAAGUGGUCUUGGAAACUAUGUUGCAAACCUUCUUGUCGUCAUUGUCAAGGAAGCUAGCAAUGGUGAUUGGUAUCCAGUGGACAACCCAAACAAAGGACACUUUGAGUACUUCUUCUUUCUGUUGGCUGGGCUAAUGAUGCUAAAUUUCCUGGUGUUCCUGUACGUUGCCUCCUCCUACAAAUACAAAACUUCCUCCUUGAGGAAUUUUGGAAGAGAGCCGGACAUAGUACAACAAGCUAAAGACAAUCCUCAAGCUUGAAGUCAAUGAGUAUUGUAUCAGUCAAGGCCUUCCACAGUCGAAAUAAUUCUUUUUUUUUUCUUUGUUCUGGCUUUUGUUUUAUGUCUUGUUUUGUUUUCUGGCAGCCAAUCCACACCCUUUUUUGACAUGAAUCCUCUUAGCACAGAGGUACAAGUGCAGAGCUAUUGGGAGGUGGGGGAAGAGGGCUUUUUGAAAGAAAUCAAAAACAAUUUUGUUUCAUUGCAUUGAUUUUUAAUUUAUUAACAACUUUUUUCAUGAGUUGAGAAAUAAACUAGAAAAUGUCUAUGCCAAUUAAUCAUUACUGUUAUAACUUUCCAGUAUUAAGUGAUUUUACUCGUUUGUAUUAACGUUAGAAAAAUCUUCCCUAUUUAGUCGAGAGAACAUUCUUCCAAAAAAACGGGCUCCAAGCCCUCUGAUUUUUUAUGUCACAUGAAGGAAAAAUAUGAUUUUAUGUUUUACAGUCUGAAAGGUCUCUUUUGGAACAGUCAUGGACUGCAAUGUUAGUUGCAAUUGAAUAAAUGUUUCUGAACAAUAUUUUUGUUGUGUUUUAAGUGAUAAAUGAACCAGUUGUGUACUUUGAUUAACUUUUGGUUUUGUUUUGUGACCACAAGGAAGCAAAGCAAUCUUUCGACUGAAAUAGGUGUACCCACUAAAUAAAUUCAGUAACUUCGCUUUAAGCAGCUUUCAAUGAUUUCAUUCGUCGAAAUCGUAAUUAGGUAAAGGGAACAGAAAUCUUAAAGCAGAGACCAAAGUAAAGCAGAAAGCUUUUUAAUUCAGUACAAUAUUUCGGCUUUUCAAGCAGCCUUCUUCGAGAACAGAUCGAUAGAAUUCGCAUUGGAAGGGCAGGGGAGUUGCGUUUUGCAGGGAUGUUUUUGUAAUAUACCCAAAAUAUAAGUUAGUGUAAUGUGAUAUACAAUGUGUAUAAUCAAAGACGAAGUAAAGCACCAAAAUUAUUAAAAGGAGGGGAAAAACAAAUAUUGGCUACCAUCGAAACAUUUCAAGGAGCACUCCUUUUUUUUUCAUUGCGUCUUCAUACAAGUACAAAGUGUCGUCUCUGCUAAGUGACGAGAGUGAGAAGGAACAGGCCUAGGCUGAGCAUGAACUAACUUUUAGUACUCAAUCUACGCGAAGCUGAUUGCUUUAUGUCUGCAUGCCUCAGCUAAACUAAGGGGCAGAGGAGUUCAAUUUGUCUGUAUAGUAGCGCUGAAAGUCUUUACAAAAUACUGUAAGUGGAUUUUUUUAGAUUUCAAGAGACGCACCUAUUUGACAGCCAAUCAACAAGACCGAUUGUGCGAUAAAUUUACUGGAAAUACAGUCAAAGGGGAAUUUACCCAUAUGAUUUAUUUUUAUUCUGUUGCUUUUGGAAAGUUAUAUAUCAGUAUGUCAUGAUUUCGGCCCAUUACGAUUUUGCCUCCAUGUCUACGAGUUCGCCCUAUUAAAUACAAAAAGUUCCCCCCGCCGUAACCAAUUCGCCUGCGAAUUUUUUAAUUUGUUUCCAUGAGGCAGAAUUUGUUCAAUUUCCGACUUAUACAGAUCUUUACCAAGACGAUCAAAUUGUCAGAAUACUAUUUCAAACUCCACAUUUGAACGUGGUUUGUGAGUAAAACUGGCCUUGUUUAUACAUUAAAAUGGUAAUUUCAUGGUAGAAGCACUGACGCGCACAUUAAAAUAAAGUUUUCUUCUUUAUAUCUGUCAAAGCCAUAUGUAUCAGCAAUGAUGGGCUUGGGUAGUAGUAGCUUGAGAAGUUUUUCCCUUUUCUCGUGAAGGCUAGAGCUCUGAGUAAAGUAACAUAAGCCUUCCUGCUAUAAUCAUAACCAUCACAAUUUCCUCAAAUGUGAUUGGUGCAUUAGCUGCUUUAUUUUUCACUAAUCAUUCUGCACAGUUGUAAUCGGACAGUGUAAUCGCACAGUUGACUGCCGACACAAGCGAAGCAAAUUUCAACGACAGCUAUGAGUUUCGCUAACGAAGACACACUAAGAAGCGAGCAUAUAUUUUACGGAAAAGACUUGAAUCGUUUUAUUAGCGUAGUCGAGGUAUCCAAGUACUUAUCGUAAACUGAAAUAUGAAAUUAUAAGGAAGAAGCUAAGCUAAAUUCUAAGAUAAGGACCAACAUUCCAAUCAUUCCGAUAUAUAGGCAAGAUCCCAAAAGACUAGCUAAAACUCUAAAACAAACUCACAAAAAGACCAUCUUAAAAGGAUAAAGGAGAACCGCUUGAAAACGAAUUCUAACAAAACUAAUAACCGAGUGGAAAAAACUUACAGCUUACUAACAAAGCAUGAACAACGUAAGCUACGUGUUACAAGGUUAUAAAGAAACUGGUGUAAAAACUGGGCGAAACUACCGACAAACUAGCUGUUUAGACAAGCACAAAGAAAAGGAAUAUAAGCACUUACGUAACAGUCCCGCUUGUAAGAGUUUGACCAAAACGAACUUCAAGAUAAGGUGGGCAAAAGGGCGUUAGUUAGUUAGUUACUGGCGUAAAAUCUUACAUAUAAACACAACCGAGUGAAAGAAAUAACGCCGUUAGUUACUAGCGUAAAAUCUUUCAUAUAUAUUUCACCGACUGCGUAUCAAAAAAUGGUCCAUUGUUCCGGCUUACCUUUUCCACUAAGCAUCAUAUAAACGUCCUUCUGUAAUUGGUAAUAACUAACGGCGUUAUUUCUUACAGUCAGUAUAUUAUAUACUAUAAGAUUUUACGCUGCUAGUUAACGGCUUAAAAUCUUACAGUAUGAACACCGACGCAGAUAGUGGCGUCAAAUCGUACAAUCUAUCGACUGUAUUAGUCACAUAUUACGCCUUUAUCUAACUACCGGUAAUGUGUGUUUUAUUUUGCAAAUUAUAAGUAUAUUUCCGUUUCGCAAAUUACAGAAAACCGAAUAUAUUAAUACUUGACGACCCAUGAAACGUGGGCAUGCACUUAAAUUGACGUGAAGUUGUUUUGCAAGAAAAGAGUGAAUUUAUGAGGGUAAGUAAUAGAUAUUCCCCCUCAUUUAAUAUUAUAGAACUGCAAAAUACGUUUUCCGCUGCCAAAGACUAGUAGACGGUCAACCUUUGGUUGUUUUUGCGCUCUCGUAUAUUUCAGUAAUAUUAAUUGGUGUUGUUUUCCUUCGCUGAUCAGAAGCAAGGAAAUGCAUGAUCUUCCAGACGCAACCACCCUCCAAGCCAGUCAUUAAGGGCGGUAUUUAGGGCUGUUUGGCUCGCUCUAGCUUACAUGUAAAUCCUUUCCUCGUGACCAGCGAAAUGUAGGACCUUCAGUUUCGAGAGUGGUUUGUUUUGAUGUAGACGCGCGCGUCAUUUCGUUUAGGCGACGGUUAUAAUAGCUGACGAGAAAAUAGAGGAUUGUAAAUUUUUCUUUUUAUUUAUUUUGUGUUUGAGAUGCUGAAUUGUUAAGGAUCGAAGGGACGGGAGCUUUGAAUGACCUGCAAGCAGACAAAACAACAGCCACUACUAUGAGGGUAAAUAAUAGAUAUUCCCCCUCAUUUAAUAUUAUAGAACUGCAAAAUACGUUUUCCGCUGCCAAAGACUAGUAGACGGUCAACCUUUGGUUGUUUUUGCGCUCUCGUAUAUUUCAGUAAUAUUAAUUGGUGUUGUUUUCCUUCGCUGAUCAGAAGCAAGGAAAUGCAUGAUCUUCCAGACGCAACCACCCUCCAAGCCAGUCAUUAAGGGCGGUAUUUAGGGCUGUUUGGCUCGCUCUAGCUUACAUGUAAAUCCUUUCCUCGUGACCAGCGAAAUGUAGGACCUUCAGUUUCGAGAGUGGUUUGUUUUGAUGUAGACGCGCGCGUCAUUUCGUUUAGGCGACGGUUAUAAUAGCUGACGAGAAAAUAGAGGAUUGUAAAUUUUUCUUUUUAUUUAUUUUUGUGUUUGAGAUGCUGAAUUGUUAAGGAUCGAAGGGACGGGAGCUUUGAAUGACCUGCAAGCAGACAAAACAACAGCCACUACUGUACAGUGCGUAAUACCUACUUGUGAGAGGAAGUGAAAGCUUUAUUUGCGCAUAUUGGACACAAUGAAAUUAACAUUUUACUCUUUCAUCAAGAUCAAGAAAAGUGGCAACGCUCCUUUCUACUAUUUAGUAUAUUUAUGCGUCCGUGUGAGGCCUAGCCACAUUAUGAAGAUUCCAGGGCCCGGUAAAUAUCUUGUUUGAGUAAUAUAAUGUCCAAAAAGUAAUAUUUUAUCGAAGACUUUGUGUCAAAACGUAGGACUCUCAGAAUUUUAAUCAAACACAACGCCGUGCAAUUUUCUAGCCGUAUAGGCAAGUAAUCAACGAUCUAAGCAUAAUAAAUUCCAUUUCGUGGGUUUCGUAAGCACGUUUUUCGCCUCUAGAAGAAAAUCAAGAACUAUUUUGAAUAACGCUUCCUUCUCGAGACAUUCCUUGGUCAGUUUCGUUCUGCUUCUUACUUAUAAAUUCCAUGUGAGCAGAGACCUCUUCCUCAUACUGACAAAUUUGCAUCUUCACUUUGAAAUCCGAUCCGCAUAUUUGUCUCCGCACCUGCGAAAAUUUUAUCGAUUUUUAUCUUUUUAUCUACCCCCAAGUAGACAAAACAACAGCCACUACUGUACAGUGCGUAAUACCCAUUUGUAAGAGGAAGUGAAAGCUUUAUUUGCGCAUAUCGGACGCAAUGAAAUUAACAUUUUACUCUUUAAUCAAGAUCAAGAAAAGUAGCAACGCUCCUUUCUACUAUUUAGUAUAUUUAUGUCCGUGUAGGUGUAGGAAUUUUUCUUUUCACAAAAUUACUGCAUAACAAGUUAUUUAAUGGCUUUUUUUCCUGAACGCCCUUCCUUCCCUGGAAAAUUUGAUUGCCCUCAUUAGGCAAGAUGAAGAAAAAUAACAACAUUGCUUCCAGGCAUCACACUUAGUUUAUGUCUGUGUGAUUGUUUUGUUUACUACAUAACAUAACUGAACCCCACUUUAUGCCUUCACAAGAAAUGAUCUAAUAUAAAAAAUAAGCGUCCGCGCGGCCGACUUUCGAUACUUUCAGGUCGGAUUUUCCGUUUCUGUAAAAUGAAAAACGAUCUUUCGGACCUCAAGCGAGGCCCAGCUACAUUUUGAAGAUUCCAGGGCCCGGUAAAUAUCUUGUUUGAGUAAUAAGAUGUCCAAAAAGUAAUGUUUAAUCUAAGACUUUGUGUCAAAACGUAGGACUCUCAGAAUUUUAAUCAAACACAACACCGUGCAAUUUUCUAGUCGUAUAGUCAAGUAAUCAACGAUCUAAGCAUGAUGAAUUCUAUUUCGUGGGUUUCGUAAGCACGUUUUUUGCCUCUAAUAGAAAAUCAAGAACUGUUUUGAAUAACUCUUCCUUCUCGAGACAUUCCUUGGUCAGUUUCGUUCUGCUUCUUAUUUAUAAAUUCCAUGUGAGCAGAGACCUCUUCCUCAUACUGACAAAUUUGCAUCUUCACUUUGAAAUCCGAUCCGCAUAUUUGUCUGCGCACCUGCGAAAGUUUUAUCGAUUUUUAUCUUGUCAUCUACCCACAAGUAGACAAAACAACAGCCACUACUAUACAGCGCUUAAACCCACUGGUAAGAGGAAGUGAAAGCUUUAUUUGCGCAUAUUGAACGCAAUGAAAUUAACACUUUGCUCUUAAAUUAAGAUCAAGAAAAGUAGCUACGCUCCUUUCUACUAUUUGGUAUAUUAAUGCAUCCGUGUAGGUGUGGGAAUUUUUCUUUUCUCAAAAUUACUGCAUAACAAGUUACUUAAUGGAUUUUUUUCCUGAACGCCCUUCCUUCCCUGGAAAAUUUGAUUGCCCCCAUUAGGCAAGAUGAAGAAAAAUAACAACAUUGCUUCCAGGCGUCACACUUAUUUCAUGUCUGUAUGAUUGUUUUGUCUUCCAAGUCACAACAUAACAUUACGUAACCCCAUUUAAUGCCAAAGCAAGAAAUGAUCUAAUAUGAAAAAUCGGCGUCCGCGCGGCCGACUUUCAAUAUUUUCAAGUCGGAUUUUCCAUUUCUGUAGGGAUGCAAAUUGAGGCUGUAAAAUGAAAACCGAUCUUUCGGACCUCAAGCGAGGCCUAGCCACAUUAUGAAGAAAGAUUCACUUUGAAAUCCGAUCCGCAUAUUUGUCUGCGCACCUGUGAAAAAAAUUUACCCAUUUCUGUCUUUUACCUUAUUUUUAGAGUAAAAAACUUAAUAUGCAUCUAUCACUUUUUUCGUUGAAAGUAAGUUAUUUAAAUGGUCUUCUUUCACUGAAGCUUGUCUUUGGGAAAAGAUGAUUUAUAAAAAUUUACUGCGCAUUGUGUUUGCUUUUCCGGUCUCUCCAAAACUUUAACUUUUGGAUAGGCAAGCGUUACACGUAAGUGCCAAUGGGUUAAUGAAUAUUUUGAUCCAUACACUCUUCUUUUCACCCAUUAACUCCAAAGAUCUAAUUGUUAAUCCUCCCUUCCAGCUGCUAUACAUUUCCCUCUUAAUAAGUUACAAGAAUUUGGUGUUAGAUCCAGAUACAACUUCUACUUGAUAAGUUUCAGUAUUCUCGUACAUGUUUGGUGGAUAAUGUUUUGAUAUUAUGGGAAGAAGUUACAUGUUAAUUGCUUUUAGGAGUUAGAGGGCGAAGACUCCUCAAUCUGCAUACAGCUGCCUAUUCAAGCUAAAAAAAGAAAUAAUCAUUCCCAGGUCUUUGUUCCUCUAUCACAUUCUAUGCAUAGUUUCUGUCUCUACCCUAUGCACCUACAUGUAAGACUGCUGUAUAUAGGAGCAACUUUUUAAUCUUUAAAUUUGAAAUGUCUGCCAUAUGCAAAGACAGCUGAGCUUUUAGCUGCAAAGCACUGUGAACUCUAGAAAGUAUAGCUACAUUGUAACUCAUUAAGCCGAGAAAAAGUGAUAUCUAUACCCCGGUUAUAUGGCACUACGAGCACCGUGUGGGGUGAUAAUAAUGGCUAACUAGAUGUGCAACCUUAGGAGGAAUGGAAUACAUUGAAAUACAGUUAACAUUGUCAAAAUAAAUGGUGGCUAUAAAAUUUGGAUGGAUCUACAUGGUAAACCUAUACAUCCUAAUAUCAGUAUCUAUAUUCUCUAUUAACCCUUCUCUACGCAUUUCCUUUGGUACCAACAAUUUGGGUAACAAUGAAAGCUUUUAAACUUGAAAAUAAUUUUCUUUGUUUUUAUGAUCUUAAACGAGAAAUUACGUUCUGGUUUACAGGGUUAUGGAACUUAAAGUCUACUGUGUAUAUUUCAGAAAUAUUGUCAUCGCUUAUCUGACUCUUCAGUAUGUCGCUGGAAGCAAGUGCUGAAGAUGUGAAUUCUCCACUUAUCCCAGGUGAUAACAGAAGCCCUUCAGCUUCCACUGAGUACAGGGCUAACUCACUGGUUAAUAAUCGUCAGCUGGGACGUCGCCAAAAGUUCUUCGUCAUCAGCUGCAUUCUUGUCACAGAGCUAUGUGAAUGUUUGACCUUUUAUGGAUUGACAGCUAACUUGCUGUUAUUUGCAAGCAAUGAAUUAGAUCUUAAUUCACCCUGGCCCUCCACUAUUAAUUAUUUGUUUCAUGGUUAGUAGGAAGUCUUCACAUGUACAUCUGAAUAAACAGUCCAAAUAAAAUUAACUGCCGGUAAAAGCAUAAGUUCACAAGUGAAAGAAUGUUAUAGUAAAUAUAAGAUAUGUUGUGUAGUGGUAAUAAUAUAAACUGCAAUCAAUCUUUAGUACGUAUGAUUACUUUGCUCCAGGGCAAAAUUGUGUUCAAAUGCCCCUCCUAAGUUCUUUGCAAAAGGCAAAAUCAGUGACCAUGACUUUCUAGACAUUGACCAAGCUUUAAAACCUUGACCUUGUAGACCUUUUCUUCUGAGCCAUUCCCUGACAAAAGUGAAAUAUUAACUUUUAAAAUCUCCAUGUUUUAAGAUAUAACACUUGUAUUCCUCUGGAAAGACCUAGCUUUACUGCCUUAAAUUCCCCACCACAGCUAGGCAGGGUUCAAAUUCCCCACCUCCGGGCAUUCAUGUAGGUGACAGUCAAAUGUCGGUGGGUUGCUUGGGGGAAGGAAUGUUGAAACUUUGAAUUGAUUGGCCGAUUUCAAAGAUGAUGGGGAGAAUGAAAAAAAAUCUCAACAUUUUUUCCAUUGUAUUGAGGAGAGAAUUCUUCCUCUUUAUAACAUGGAUGUAAUUUUAGUCUUGAUUUUUUGCCACUCUCUAGGAACAUGUUACCUUGUGCCUUUGUUAGGAGGAUGGUUGGCUGAUACCUACAUGGGUAGAUUCAACACCAUUUACGGAAGUUUGCUCUUGUAUGUUGUGGGAACUUUACUUUUGGCUGUUGUUUCCUUGAAAAAUGACAUGCUCAAAGAACUACUGGGCAAAAAUGCAGCUCAUGAUAAAGCAGCAAGAUUAGUGUAUUUUGUGUUGGCUCUGGUAAUGAUAGCAUUUGGGACAGGGGGAAUCAAAGCCAAUGUGUCACCUUUUGGGGCAGAUCAGAUUCAACAGGAUGGUCCCAGAGCUGUCCAGGCUUUCUUUAACUGGUUUUACUGGUGUAUCAAUGUUGGAUCAUUGAUAGCUUUUACUGUUGUUGUAUGGGUUCAACAGAAUAAUUUUUUCUACGGCUAUGCCAUCACUGCUGGGACCAUGUUCCUUACAGUUCUCGCAUUUCUUACGGGUCGCAACAAGUACUUAACAAAGCCACCUGGAGGUAGCCAGCUGACUGAAAUUACAAAAAUAUUGUGCGAGGCGAGGCGAAAUCGCAAACAGAACACUGGUGGUUGGCUUGAUGGAGCAAAGAGCGCGUUUGGAGGAAAAUUUACACAUGCUCAGGUUGAAGAUGUCAAGUCAUUUCUGAGAGUCAUCGCAGUGUUCUUUCUCUUUAUUCUUUACUGGACAAUUUCUUCUCAGGUAAGUUUUGGUGUUAGGUUUCUUUUAAUUCCAUGUGGGUUGGGUGUGGCAAGGGUCUAUUACCUUUCCCAGUUACACCCCAAAAACCUCACCGAGGAAUCUUUAGCCAGUACCUGCUCUCUUGUUCUGUCCCUUCCCUUCCCUAUAUCAACUUGCUUUAAGAAGCUCUCUUAAGCUUUUAACUGCCAAAAGUGACCAACAUGUUCUUGACAAAGACUAGCAGUUCAGUGGUCAAAACGUCCCUUAUCAAUACACGAUUGAUUAGCUUGUAUCUUACGUUGUGAGACAAACAAUUAAGCAUCCGUUUAUUAUAUACUUAACUAAAAAGAACAACAUAAUUUUCUAUAGCAUUUUAAGGAUUGAAUUACACUCUCCAUUAGACAGUUGCAAUCAUUGUUUAGACAAAUUUUGAAAACACUAUUAAUAUUGUUUUAUUAAAAUUCAUCGUUGUUUUGCUUGAACUUUUUAAUUUCAACUUAAAUACACACAUAUAUUUUAUCACCUUUCCCAGAUGCAGACUACGUUCCUUAUCCAGGGUACCUUCAUGAAUCUGAAAUCGUCAAACUUCACUGUACCGGCAGCUUCCUUGUCCAUAUUUUGUACUGUUGCGGUUCUUACACUUAUUCCUCUCAUGGAUAAUGUUUUGUAUCCUUUUGUGCGCUACCUUGGCUUUAACUUCACUCCUCUGCGACGUAUUGGUGUGGGUAUGUUGCUGGCAGCAGCUUCCGUGGCAGUAGCAGGAGUGAUUGAAAUACAACGAAGGAAUGAAUGGCUUCAUGGUGGCAUUUGUCGGCAAAAAGUUUUGGAUGAUUACCGCAGUGCUUCAUGUUUAAGUAUAUUUUGGCAAGUCCCCCAGUUUGUAUUGAUUGGUGUCAGUGAAGUUUUUACAAGUGUCACAGGUAUGCAGAAGCCACACAGGGAAGCAAACAGUCUUUAAAAAGUUUUAAAAGAAUUUCUUUUAACCAAGGUUGUACUAAACUCCUCAAUUCCUAUGAUGUGAUAAGAAAUAUUUCUCACCUUGACCAAUAAGAGAUCUUCCUUUAAUUAAUUUGGAGCAUAUUGUUGGCAUUUUAUUCAAAUCAUGACUAAAUGUAAUUAUUAUGUUCCUGUUAAACCUUGGUAGUAAUCUAUUGUGAUCCUAAAUUUUCAAACUUUUCACCCAAUACAUUGAAACUUUACCCUCAAAAAUUGAUUCAAACCAGGAGAACAUUUUGCUAAUUUAUAAAUUGCCAGCAGGAAGCAAGCGUUAUACAUUUGUAUCUUUAAAUAUCCAGGUGUUCUAGGAGGUAAAUAGGUCAGUUUGCUAAGAGAAUGACUCAGAAGAAAAGGUCUACAAGGUCUGCGUUUUAAAGCUUGGCUGAUUUGUAUAAAAAAGUGCCAAAAAUUCCAAAAAAAAUUGGGUGUGUGGCAUUUGAACACUUUUUUUUUGCUAGGUGGGUGCGAAUUUGAGCAAACCAAUCUAGGAGUGGGGGGGGGGGGGGGGGGUGUCGACGAUUCAAACUGAUCGAUGCAUAAAACCCAAGCCAAUUCACAAUUAUCAGCUUACAAACUGGAGUAAACCCUUUUCUUCAUAAAAUAUUAUAGUAUUAAUGAUAAGUGUGGUUGACUGCAGUUGUACUUGUUGAUUGCUUGUAAGAAGAAUAUGUUAAAUGAUCCUUAAAUCAGCCCACAUUCAACACAGUUUGAGUUAAUUGCUUUUUCCCUACUGCACUUUCACCCUUUUAUUCCGAAGAUCUGAAUUUUAAUUCUCCCCUCUAGCUGCUUAACAUUUCCUUGUUAAAGAAUUCUAAGAAUUUGGUGUUAGAUCUAAAUAACAACUUUUACUAGUCAUUAAUAAGUUUGAGUAUGCUCAUUUUCUGUUAGCUGCAAAAUGUUUAGAUAUCUCAAGGAGAAGUUGAAUUUUAAUCAUUUCUGGGAGGUAACCCUUUAACUACCACAAGUGACCAAGACAGACUUUCUCCUUACAAAAUCAAUACAAUAUCAACCAAAUAAGUAAUGAGAAUAAAGGAAAAUAUCAAUUUGCAGAUAAUUAGUUGAUUCAAUGCUAAAUUCUCUUAACUAACGUUAUAAGAAUCAUAUGGUUGACAGUAAGGAGAAUUACAAAUUUGAUAUUGGAGUUAAAGGGUUCAUUAAAAGGGUUAAGCAAUAAGGUUUGGAUCAUUAUUAAUAAGGGAGGGAUCCCCUAAUCCAGGGUUUGGCUUAUUACAUUUUAGUUAACUGAAUCAGUCCCAAAGUAACAUUUUAAUCCUUGGAUAAGUACCUCCCCCUUUAAAAAAAGUUUCUCUCCGAUAUAAAUUUAGAUAAUUUAAGCUGAACCUCUCAUUGGAUUUGUGUUGUGACUGUUUCUUGUCAAUUUUUCUGUACAGGACUUGAGUUUGCAUAUUCACAGGCUCCCAGUUGUCUUCAAGGAGUUUUAAUGGGGGCUUUCCUUGUUACAAGUGGUCUUGGAAAUUAUGUUGCAAACCUUCUUGUCGUCAUCGUCAAGGUAGCUAGCAAUGGUGAUUGGUAUCCAGUGGACGACCCAAACCAUGGACACUUUGAGUACUUCUUCUUUCUGUUGGCUGGGCUGAUGAUGCUAAAUUUCCUGGUGUUCCUGUACGUUGCCUCCUCCUACAAAUACAAAACUUCCUCUGGGAGGAAUUUUUGA